Molecule: messenger RNA, 5224 nt
Organism: Anarrhichthys ocellatus (wolf-eel)
Lineage: Eukaryota; Metazoa; Chordata; Actinopteri; Perciformes; Anarhichadidae
Gene: neto1l
Product: neuropilin (NRP) and tolloid (TLL)-like 1, like
Exons: 9
Coding region: 2835-4088 (417 amino acids)
Biological process (GO): positive regulation of excitatory postsynaptic potential
Cellular component (GO): postsynaptic density
Molecular function (GO): ionotropic glutamate receptor binding
Source: RefSeq, a predicted model, not a curated record
CAGUCUUAUUAGAAGGCAUUUCAGUGGUCUUGGCUGACUGAAAUGAUGAGCCUGUCACCAAAGAUGCAUCCAUAUGGGAGCAUGUCAGAACAGUCAUAAAAGCAUUGACGGCAAGCGGUACGACAAAUUGGAACAUCUGGGCGCUGAAAGCCAAGCAUACCACGCAAAUGUUAUACACAUGCAGUGUGGGUACUAAUGUAUGCACACAUACUUAUGUUUCAUACAUAGAAACAUCAAACAAAUAAAUAAAUGAGGUUCCUGCAUGACCCCUGUCUCUGGGUGCUCUUAAGACACAAUAUGAUUGACCACAACACCAUAACAACCUCAUACAUCACUGUCCUCUCAAUGAAAUCAGUGCUGGGAGUGAUCAGUCAUGUGCAGAGAUAGGGGUGUACGGAAAUUUAUUGUGUGACACUGGAGCAGCUUUCUCUUACAGCAUGAUGGUAAUGAGACUGCAAAAGACGGACACAGCGGUGCGGGUGGAUUUCAGUUGAUAGUUCAUCACUUGCUCAAUGUGCAUGCUGAUAUUUGUUGCUGUGCCAACAGCGACUUAAUCAGGUGUCACUGCAGUGAGUGGAGGUGUAUUUAUGUGUGGAAGCCUAUUUGUCUGUAUGAGAGAGUGGAUGGAUUUAACAUCUUGUUUUGUGGUAGUGAAUAAAUCUGAUGUCUAUUCUCUUUUGAGGGUGUUGAUUUAAAGGAACAGUUGGACGUUUUAGGAAAUACGCUUUCUUGUCUGUACAGUGAAUAUGAAGCUACGUGCCAGAAGCUGUUUAGCUUAGCUUAGCACAAAGUCUGGAAACGGAGGGAAACAGCGUGAAUGGCUCUGUCUAGAGGUAACAAAAUUCACCAACCAGCAUAACACUGCAACAUGCUGUUUGUAGUUUUUGGAUUAACCAAACGAGAUGUAAGGGGAUAAAUUAGUUUUAGAGGUUCUGCUUGGCUGAUUCCAUUACCUUCAGACAGUCAUGAUAGCUGUUUCCCCCUGUUUUCAUGCUGUCUUUAGGCUUUGCUAAGCUAUCAGGCUGCUGGCUGUAGUUUCCUACUUAACAUACGAGAGCUGUAUCGAUAUUCUCACCCAACUUUCGGCAAGAAAAUGUUAAUGUUUCCCAAAAGGUCAAAGUAUUUCUUUGAGAGAUGCUUGUGUCAAUGUAAGCUAAAUGUGCUAUCUACCUCUCCAACUUGUGGUUCAAAUUAAUUUACAUUUAUGUUUUCUAUGGCUUGCUAACCUUUAAAACAAAUUAAACACACAUUCACAACCCCAGUUAUUUGUAUUUGUCAUGACACAGUAUAUUUAAAUGCAUGUGUGCAUGCCCUUCCUUUGAAGUGCUAAUAUCACAGUAUUUUUUUUAUUGAUUAUUGGCUUCCAGUGCCAUCAAUAAGUGAGAUUGCCAUCUUAGAUGAAAGCAGAGUAACCAACAGUGUAAAAGUACAGAAGUGCUGAGCUUUUAGAGCUGGAUCAGUGUGAAAGAGGGAUUGAUACUCAAACAUUCUGACCUGCUCUGCUACGCUGUGAGUCCAGGUAGGAAAUGCUUCACUCAGCUUUUUUAAGGGGUAAAGCAACUGUUAAAGAAAGCAUGUCAAAUGUGGGACGUCUGCAGUUGCUUCUACAUUUUAUAGUUUCUGUGUUAUGUGAAUUGGCUCUCGCGGCUAUUGAGCACAUACAGUAUUUAUCUCAAGUGAAUCUAUGAUGUGCUGAAUCGGUGCUGGUGCCUACAGAUUCAUAGGCUCUGUAACGUAAGGUGAGACAAGAAAGGUCCUCACUCUUUUUUUGCACAAAAAACUUAAUGAUCAAGUCUUUUUUUGUCAAACUGUCAAUACUAGUAAUACACAUUUAAAGGAAUUAAAUACAAGGUUCAAAAUGAUUUAAAAUACUUAAGAAUGUGGGUCUCUAAAGCCACUCCCAUUUCAAAUUGAGGCAUUUCAGCUGUUUCCUUUUUCCCAAAUUGUUGGCGAAAUGAAGUCCAACACUGCGGUCACCCUCCAUUACCCUCUAGUCUGCUCUGCUCGGAGUUGUUUGGAACAGUAAAACCUGAGGUUGCCAGUGUAAAUGCAGUUUUCAGUGUGCAGAUAGAAAUGUAAUAUAUAUUAGUACGUGACUACAGUACCACCCUGCCCUUCUUAAGCAUCCCUCCCCCUCUCUGUCUCUGUUGAUUGCAUUUACUUAUUUGGAUAUAAUGGCCAUGACUCGAAAAUACGCUAUGCUGCAAGGAAAGCACUCAGCCUGGGUAUUUGCCGUCAUUAUGUUUAACCACUCUGGGGGAUUACUUACAUGGCAAUUCCAUGCAAUUUCUUAUUUAUUGUGACAUUUUGACAUUGUGAUCACAAAAGGAAUUUUCUUUUUCUUGAAAUAACACCCAAUGAAAUGAGCGUUCCAGUUGGUGCGAAGCUAGAUUUGGCAGUUUGCUGCCAGUCACCCUGUCAAACAGUCUCUCCAAGAAUAAUUUGCUGACUUGCGUAAAUAUGUUCUGCCUGUUGUGGCCUUAAUGCACAAUCAGGAUUGGUUGGCUAAAUUUAGCAGGAAAAGUGUUUUUGGAAAUAGACUGCAUAGACAGAGUCGGGGAGGGUAAGAGCAAGACAGAGUUUGAGAAAGACAAUGGCCCCUGGAACAAUAAGUACAGAAUAUUACUUUUAGUACGAGCUUAUGAUUUGGAAGGGGGAAGAUGAAUCCAACAAAUCCAAUUCAAACCUACUUCUAUUGGCAUGAACAAACAGUUAUGUAAAAACACCACAUACAGGAAAAGAGAAAAUCAAUCCAGUUCAGUUUGAAAAAAUGGCCUUAUGUGUCUCCAUACAGCUGCUGUUUCCAACAUUGGUUGAAGAGACACCAGCCCUGCAUGGAUUAUCCUCUGGGCUCAGUGGAGAGAGACUCAGUCAGACCUAACGCAGAUCCGGACUUUGCAGACAUGGGAGUCCCCCCACCUCUGCCCUCCUGUCAGUAUGACAUGGUUGGUCCAGAAGGUAUCGUUGAGUCCCAUCAGAUCACCAGAGACGGGAAGGCUGACGCCACCGAGGCCGUCGACUGUAAAUGGUACAUCCGCGCUCCGCCGCGCUCCAAGAUCUACCUGCGUUUUCUCGACUAUGAGAUGGCCAAUUCCAACGAAUGCAAGCGCAACUUUGUGGCAGUGUAUGAUGGUGGCAGUUCGGUGGAAGACCUGAAGAGCAAGUUCUGCUCCACGGUGGCCAACGACAUCAUGCUGGUUUCCACACUGGGCGUCAUCCGCAUGUGGGCGGACGAGGCCAGCCGCAAAAGCCGCUUCCGCAUCCUUUACACGACCUACCAAGAGCCUCCAUGUGAUGCAGAUGCCUUCUUCUGUCACAGCAACAUGUGCAUAAACAACACCCUGGUGUGUAAUGGCAUGCAGAACUGUGUCUACCCCUGGGAUGAGAACCAAUGUAAAGAGAAGAGGAAAGCCAACAUCUUGGACAACCUGAACAACACAAACGGGACCAUAAUUGGUGUCACUUGCUGCAUCGUCCUCAUCCUCCUCAUCGUCUCCGUCAUUGUCCAGAUCAAGCAGCCACGUAAAAAGUACAUCCUGCGGCGGGAGGAUUUUGACCCCACCAUGUUCCAGGAGGUCUUUGAGCCGCCCCACUAUGAGCUGUGUACUUUACGGAGCGCCACCACAGCUGCAGCGGCCUCAGCCGACUUAGUCGACCUGGCAGAAGACUUUGAGAACUACCACGCCCUUCGCCGUGCCUCCUCUCGCUGCAUCCACGAUCACCACUGUGGCUCCUUCUCCAUCCCCGGCUCCGCCCACAUAUCCCAGCUGUCCCUCAGUGGACGCGGAAGUCGCGGGAACCUGAGUGCCCGAGACGCAGGGGCCGCCACUCUGCUCACAGACCUCCCGCAGCCGCCCAUGGCAGUGCGGCCCUUGCUGCCGUCCACUGGGAAUCGCAGGAGCAUCUUGGUCAUGAAGCAUAGCUACUCGCAAGAGGCAGCGGACAAUGGAUGCGACCUGGACGACGACCUGGAAGAAGUUCCCACCACCAGCCACCGGCUUUCACGCCAUGAAAAGGCAGUACAGCGGUUCUGCCUCAUUGGCUCUUUGAGCAAACAUGAAUCAGAGUACAACACAACUAGGGUCUAAGACAAUUUCAAGUCACAAACUCAUCUUCCCGUAUAGAUGGAGGCAGACAGCUGAGUAAUUAAGUAAGUCUGAACCAAUUUGAUCACAAGCAGCCCAAGCAGCAGAUGAGAAGAGUGUAGGGCCCCAGAACAGACUUAAAGUAAUAGUGUUUUUAUUUCUCUGCAGAUACAUCAGAGAGAUGCAGCAUCAUUCCUCUGCAUAUUGCCAAGUUUGACAGCAUUCGAAGCUAAGGUUUAACUCCCUCGCGUCUUGAGUGAACUGUUGCCCUGAGCAACUUUACCAAUGUAGAGAUCUGUGAUGAGAAAAAAAAAAAAGGUUUGUUGUGUACGCAACUUUUUCUUCUUUGCUUUGGGACCGCAGAAGUGCAUUUUCCCCACACCUGUGCUCCACAAGAGGCUGGGAUUUACGAGCGGUGGAACACUGAUGAUAUCUGAUACGGGACUGAAACUUUGUUUUUUUUGUAAAAAUAGAGUACCUUUAAUGUAAAGUUGUUCUUGGAGAAAAAAAAAAAACAAUCAGGUUUUUUUAAAUCAGUUUCAUGUUACCAUCAAAAUAUGACACUGCAUAUUUCAGCUGCUGAUUUCACAUUAUAUUUCUUAUUUUGAUGUCAUUUCUUUACAGUAGAGUAUCAGGUUGUUUUUAUAUCCAAACAAGUAGAGAAAGCCUUGUUGAGAAGACAAACAACUGAAUGUUUAAAAUAAAGUGAUGUUAAAGUUCAUUAAUUGGUGCAGAGGCCAAUACGUGAUUCUACUGACCCAUCAACUAACGUUUAUUUAUUCCCAUUCCACAGAUGUCUGAACAUUAAUUACUUACUUUAUCUUUGUCAAACUUCAUUUCAUUGUGAUGUUUUUGGGUUUUUUUACCUGUUGGCAUAUUAAUUUGAUAACAGAAAAUGCCGGACAGAAUGUUUUCAAUAAACUGAUGUUUACUGAUUUUAUUGUGAUGAUUUAUUUUGUCAGUAACAUAUGCUCUAUUCUAUUCUUCACUGUUCAGGGGUAUUGAUGAUACUUAGGUCAUCAACUCAUUAGCUAUUCUUUCCGGAAAUUCGUAGGUUUUAACAAUAAAUUUUAUAUUAAACAGUUUCAAAAAUUCAGAACACAGGGUGUAUAUUUCAUAUGCUGAUCCCUGUAUUUAGA